AUGAUUUUCUCAGACCUCUACAAGUCACCGAGGUCGCCCUUCAGCAAGCUGCGCAACUCCCUGCCUCACCACCCCCCGCCGCCCUCAGAUAUCGAUGCCGACCUCGUCAGCAAGGACAAGGCCAAGCAAAAGGAGGCCGUGAAGCGGUACCUCGCCGAGAGGGUCAAAAACGACUGGGAGUUCACGUGGCCGCCCGUGACACCAUCAUCACCACCACCACCGGUCAUCCCGGUAAACUCACCGCCAACCCCCGCUGAAUCGGAGCAGUCGACCGUUGUCAACGGAGACGCUCCACUGCCACCGGCAACCGGACCCACAUCAACAACAUCAGCCGAGCAUGUGCUUCCGCCAAGCACCGGUGAAGCCAUUUCGGCGCCCAAAACGGGGACCGAGAAUGACGAUGAGGACGAUGCAAACAGGGAUUCGGGAGAGGAGGCAGACUCGGAAUCGGAGAACGAAUCUGUCUACAGCACGAUAUCCGAAGAUUUGGCCCAUUUCCAGCCAAGAGCCGAGUGGACAUCUGAUCUUUCGGAUGACGAUGGGUUGCAACCCGUCCCAUCACCCUUCCGGUUCAACAGCCCCGACGAUGUCGGCACCGCCGUACGCACAUCGAUGGAAUCAAAACGCACUCGGAGGAGGAGAGCCGUGAGAGAAGAGGCAUCCUGGAAUCCAGGUCUCGCAUGCUUCGAAGCCCGCCGUGACGCAUGGACAGGUGCCCGGACCGUCCGCGUGAAGCCGAAACCGGCUCCCCCCACUUCGCCGUCUACCGGCCGCCGACUUUCGUUCUGGAGACUUCAUCGCACCGAGUCAUCCAGCUCUCAGCACUCUACUCCGGGCUCGGCGCCACCCCAAGCCUCCCCCAUCAACCCAACGGAAACCCGCACCUCGCACCAAACCGACAUCUCGGCCAUCACCCCUCCCCUCUCCGAAUCCGACUCGGCCAAAGAGCAGCCUAUUCAGCAGACCACAUCCCACGAGUCCAACACGGUCUAUCCAGUCGAAACACUCAUUCCCGUUCCAGCUCCGUUACUCCCGCCACAAAACCCCAUGCGCGCGUCCAUCACCCCGUCCAUGUACUCUUCUCUCUACGAUAAACUCGUCGUCCAAGGCCUCCAACCAGCCUGCCCGGUAAAUCUGUCGGAUAUGAUCCGCGCCUGCGUCGUGGGCUGGAAACGCGACGGCGAAUGGCCACCACGAUCCAACUACACGGCUCCGUUUCCUGUUCCUGUAGCCGCCACCACGGCCGAACUCGUUGCCAUUCGUCAGAGGAAGGCGCAGCAACAACAAAAGAUUAAUGCCGCCAGGAAGGCCGCCGCGAGCACUUCUCCACCGGUGUCCUCCUCGCCUGGGUCGACGGUGAGGAGGAUGAGCCUUGGGUUCCUGGGGAAAACCACCACGCAUGAGGAGCAUAAAGAUAAUAGCCAUAGUGAUGAGACGGGGAGCGGAAAGGCGCUGUUUAGGAGGAGUCUGCAGAGGGUGUUGAGUUUGGGACAGCAUGGGCAUGGGCAUCCGGUGGGGAGCCCGCCGCAGAGGGAGGUGAUGGGGGCUGCCUUGGGGGCUGCUAUGACUUAG
Podospora anserina S mat+ is the source of this 1572-nucleotide messenger RNA. RefSeq lists its product as uncharacterized. The record is from RefSeq and is a predicted model, not a curated record. The coding region runs from base 1 to 1572 and encodes 523 amino acids. NCBI's taxonomy places the organism in Eukaryota, Fungi, Ascomycota, Sordariomycetes, Sordariales, Podosporaceae. The transcript has a single exon.